CAUGUAUCCAAGUAUUUUUUUUUUUUUAGAGUCACCGUUAAAGGAAAAAUGCUUUUAUGGAACCUUGUAAAAAUACAUUUAUCAAAUUAGCUUCAGGGUUUUUUUAUUGUGAAGAAAAAAUUCGAGAAUUCUCAAGACAUGCAUAUGCCUUUGACAAAAAAAAUGAAGCAGUGAUGACGUUUGAAAUUUUGUUUUUCAAAUAAUAAACAGAAUACGUAAAUUUUCCAUCUGUAUGCAACAUGUAACAAAUACUUUGCUUUCUGAUUUCAUAAUAAAUUCUAAGAGUAAAACAGUAAAAGUGGAUCCUUCAUAUUAAUGUACUCAAAAGAGUAGUUAAAAAGAUUUCGAAUGGUUUAAUGUAGGAGUGUGUAUUUCAUUAACUCUUAGUGUUCCUUGUAUGCUGCUGAGAGGUUUACUAAGAGAAAUGUGAAAAGUAUACCUUUUGUUACUAAUGGACUAAUGAUUACGAAAUAGAAGGAAAAAAAAAUUGUUUUUAAUGACUACAAUCAAAUCUUUAAAGCAGUAUUAUAAGAGUGUAGUCAACGUUUGUUUAUUGAAAGUGUGAUGUGUUAAAAAGAAGCCAAGAUUAAAGAGUUUUUUACAUUUUGUGUGUUUUACGUUAGAAUUCAACAACAUAAAUAGUUUGAUUGAGGCUUGAUAGAAAGAUUGAAUUACGGGUUUUGAAAGUUGUGUGUUCUGUAGACCUUUCUCGUAUUCUUUCUUGCGUGGUUUUUGUAGCAUGUUAGUAAAACGACAAAUUUAGCUUGGACGAGAAACAAUUUGGUGCCAUUGAAGACAAAACUAUGGAUAAGUUACUAACAUUAAAAACCGUUCUACUUUAUAAAAGAUUACAAAAAAAAUACCCUUGUUCCGACAAUUUCGAGUCCAAUUUAUUGUCUAAAUGUGAAAAACAGUACAUACCAUUCGGUCAUCAAAAUAUGGUCUAUAAGAGGAAAAACGAGCUUCAAUUGCUUUUCUCAAGUCAGAAAAUUUUAUUUUCUUAUCUUCCACAAAAGAACGUGAUAAGGGGCUAUGAUUGUUUAAGAAUAAUGGCAAGGCCGCUUCAUAAUUUAACACUAUUAUGCCUUCACCCAAUGUAUUUAGGUUUGUACAAAAAAUGUUGUCAUUGUUAUGGAAGGGUUAAUUUGAUAAAUACGCUAACCGUGGAAGACAGCAGAAACGAGGUGACGAAAGAGGAAGUAAGGAUAGAUUGCAUAUCAGAAAACAUAAAACAUUUUUGUAGCUUUGUAAACGCUAUAAUGUGUGUGAGCGUUUCUGUUGUGACCAAUACGGGUCUUACUCUUGCAGGCUGUGUUUUGAUAUCUUCCUGGCUAAUACUAGCAUGGGUUCACAAAUUAAUGUUUUUUUUUUUUCAAAAAACUCAAAUGUUUGUGAACGUGUUACAAUGUUUGGAACAUGCUGAGAGAGAAUUUGGAGAUACGAUAUGGAAUUAUGUAUAUUCGGCAAUCCGAACAGCUGGUCCAGUUUACACCAAAUUUAUUCAUCGAGUUACAUGUCGAUUACAUAUGCUUCCAAAAUGGAUGAGAUUACGCUGUGAAAAAUUACAAACUAAUGUCCCCCCUCAUGCGUAUGCCUACAGUGUCGCUUUAGUUAAAAGAGCUCUUAAAAAAAAUGGUAUUGGAUGUCAUGUUUGGAUUGAUCCGGUGCCACUUGGAACGGGUUGUGUUGCUCAAGUUCAUCGAGGAAUUUUAAAAAAUGAAACUGGAUUUCAUAUUGUUGCAGUAAAAGUUUUGCAUCCAGAUAUUCAAAAGCAACUGGAUAGAGACUUGAAAAUUAUUCGUGCUAUUGGAUACGUCCUUCAUUUGAUUCCAGGCUCUCCAUUCAUAUCGCUAAAACAAGCUAUUGAUAAGUUUAGUUUGGAAAUGUAUCACCAAACGAAUCUUCAAAUAGAAGGAAAAAAUACACAAAUGUUUCAUAGCAAGUUGGGUGAUAUGCGAUUGCGGAAUUCAUCUGGACGCGUCACAUGUAAUGUGAAAGUUCCGGAAAUUUUUGAAAAAUAUUGUACCGAAUCAGUCCUUUUUGAAACAUAUGAAGAUGGAAUGCCUUUAGGUGAGUUUAUACGGUUAUGUUGUGAUUCGGGGGAUUUUAAGAAAUCAGAAAAUAAAAUAAAACAGUUCAACGUUUCAAAAGAAGUAACAAAUUCUUUUAUAUCUCAAAAAUCAAUUAAUGAUACGAAUCAAAGGGAUUAUGUUUUGAAAAACAAAAAAGCUACUAGCCGAAAACUGUAUGAAACUGCUAGUUUCUUGCUUAGAGUAAUUCAGGAUGUCCUAAAGGAAAAAUUGCGAAACCAGCUAAACGCGUGCAAAGAAUGUUUCGGUCAAAUACCUUUCAAAUAUGGAUUUUUUCCAGAGAGUGAAAACAUAAAAAAUGAUUUCACAUCAAUUUACUUUCGUAAAGCAUUAACGGAAAUGGGAUUUCAUUUAUUUUUAACAAUGGUUUUUCAGCACCGAUUGAUCCAUGCCGAUAUGCAUCCUGAAAAUAUUCUUAUUCGCUUUCCAACAUUAGAUAAAAAAGACCAUACCGUUAGUAAUUCCUCUUUGAAUAUUGAAAAAUUGUUACAAAGAGUCCGGAGUAUUUAUACUCAAGAUGUGCGACUUUGUCAAAAUCAAUUACAAAAAUUAUUACCUUUACCGUCACGUAACUCUGAGGAUUCAUCUACAAAAAAAAGUCUGAUUUGGAAGUCCUUUUAUUCACCAAUUGUUCCCCAUAAUGUCGAUUUGGAAAUUGUUUUGAUUGAUUUUGGCCAUAUUACUAUGUUGUCUGAGACCAACUACGCCAAUAUUAAAGAUCUUUUGUUCUCUAUGUGUCUUCAAGAUGGAUAUAAUAUUGGCAGAUUAUUAAUUGAUCGCUCUGAGUGUACAACAUGUACAAAUCGGCAUGAUUUUUGUCAAAGUAUAGAAGAUUUACUAAAUGACUAUUUCACAUCAAGACGGGGAAGCAUCACCUUAAGGAAUAUUGAAUUAGGUAAAUUUUUUUUUAAAAUAUUGCGAAUCGCGACGAAAUACCGGGUUCAAUUGGAUUCUUCAUUUCUUUCGUUAACGCUUGCGGCUUUACUAGUGGAAAAUGUCGGAAAACAAUUAUAUCCUGAUAUUAGCAUUAUCCCUACUUUAUUUCCCUAUGUUGCACAAACCACGUUAAAUCAGUUGAAAAUUCUAUCAUGAAUCCACAAACAAAAAAUGAUUCUUUGAUAGGUUGCUAAUUUUUUAUUGUCAUAAACAUGGUAUUUUGCAACACAAAUGACUUGAAAAACACUGAUUGUUUUCAUAAGUAAAAUAAA
This is a messenger RNA of Hylaeus volcanicus, 3298 nucleotides long. RefSeq lists its product as uncharacterized. The transcript is spliced from 6 exons. Bases 804 to 3182 code for a protein of 792 amino acids. NCBI's taxonomy places the organism in Eukaryota, Metazoa, Arthropoda, Insecta, Hymenoptera, Colletidae. Gene Ontology annotation, cellular component: mitochondrion. The record is from RefSeq and is a predicted model, not a curated record.